Molecule: messenger RNA, 992 nt
Organism: Amphimedon queenslandica
Lineage: Eukaryota; Metazoa; Porifera; Demospongiae; Haplosclerida; Niphatidae
Exons: 8
Coding region: 25-867 (280 amino acids)
Source: RefSeq, a predicted model, not a curated record
GAACCAGUACAACAUAAUACAGAAAUGAGAAAAUCAAAGCAUGAGAUCCAGACUUCAGAAAAACUUGAAGCAAAAGUGGAACAAAAUGAAAAGCCUAAAUUCUCAGUGUUAGAGCUUUGCAAAAAAUUUGAAAGUCAAGACAAUGAAUCAGAUCUAAAACCAACAUCUACGAGUUCAAGUGCAGAUAAACGAUUUUCAUCGCAAUUGGAUGAUGUUACUGUGUCACCUCGACAUGAACCAAAUAAGUCUCCAGCUCCAAGUAGACGUCCUCCACAGCCUCCACCAAAGCCACAUCGUAUUAAGCCACAGAACGAGGUAGAAAGAAGACCCAGAUCAGCAGCAUUCUCAAUGCGUGAUAAGGAUGAGCUACAAAGCAAGCUAAGUGUAUGCUUUUGUGAAGAGAAUCACAGUAGUCUUCUAAGUCAAGAGAGUACAGCAAAUCAGGAAUCUACAGAGGAAAACAUUGCAAAUGAAGAUUCGCCAGAAAUAAUUGAAUGUGAAGUAGCACCAGAAGAAGGCACACUAGAUGAAGGUGAUAUUCAAAUGUGUGAAGCCCCAAAUGAAAACACACCAUGUGAAGAUACACCACCAAAUGAGGGUAUUAAUCCAAAGGAAAAUGAUUCAAAUGAAACUGCAGUUGUAAAAGCAGGUAUUGAAGCUAACGUUUCUUUUAAUGGACUGCAAAACCAACCGCUUUUUAUUUCUAAUGAAUAUGCCACUGAGGUAAGCAUAAAUGCAGUCGAGAAAAGGUUUGGUCGUCAUGUUGCUGAAGCAUUUGGAAUCGCUCUACUAUAUAUGAAGAAACCUGGCCAAUGGUUUGUCAAAGUGAUUAAGAAGAAAAAUCGCAAAUCAAUAAAAUCUAAUUAAACUAACUAGGUCUAACUAUUGUAUUUGUAGUUAAUUAUUUUGCCAAUUUCAUUCCAUAAUUAGUAAUUGCUCUGUAGUAGACUAAUUUUGGUUUUCCCCCCAUUUUUUGUAUUAUUUUGGCUCAG